Molecule: messenger RNA, 972 nt
Organism: Penicillium longicatenatum
Lineage: Eukaryota; Fungi; Ascomycota; Eurotiomycetes; Eurotiales; Aspergillaceae
Exons: 3
Source: RefSeq, a predicted model, not a curated record
AGCCCAGUGAAGCGAUACUCCAUAGCCCAAGCAGCCCCCUCCGACCUGCAAUCUGCAGCCGGGCUCAGUCAACUGGAAUCGAAGUCCCAUUCUCUUGGAUGGGAAGCAAUCCAAGCAUUGAUAGAGCCAAGGUUUGCGCAACACUGGAAGUUUCCCAGCGAGAAAGAGAAGAAUCGGUUCUUUGCUCUAGGGUUUUCCCGCGCCUUUAGUCAAUUUUUCCCCCUCACGCUUAACGAGCGGGUUGAAGUGACAUGCAUGAUUCAUUAUCUGGUACUGUUGAUUGAUGAUCAAUUGGAUAAAAUGAAUGCGGCCGAUAUGCUUUCAUAUCGAGAACUUAUAAUGCAAAUUGCUCGAGGGAAAGCGGAACCAGACAGAAAAAUUUGUGUGGAAUGGAUGCUUUCUGAUACUAUUCAGUCUAUGCGAGCCAUUGAUGAAAUCCUAACAAGCGAUUUGGUGGACGGGUUUUGUACGCUGUUGCAGAUGCAAACUGCACCGGAACGCACAGCUAUCAAGCACUUGGGCCCAUAUCUCGAGCGUAGAGAGAUAGACUUUGGCAGACCGUUCUAUACAACGCUUAUUCGCUUUGGCGCAAAUUUACACAUCACUCCUAGCGAGCUUCAUGAAACAUCCGCCCUUGAAAGCACCGCUUUCCGCUUCAUGGGAGUUUUGAAUGACGUGUACAGCUGGGACAAGGAGUGGAAGGCAUACCAAGAACACUUGACCGACGGAGCCCAACCAUUCUCGGCCGUUCAUGUGCUGGCACAGGAAACAGGUCUCCCGUACCCUGCUUGCAAGCGUCUGAUGUACCACUACUGUCGAGAAUUGGAGCUCGUUCUGAAGCAGUCUGCAGCGGAAAUUAGGGAAAGUGCUGGCGGUGCUUUACGGCCGGAGAUGGAGAAAUACAUCAAGGGCCUUGAGUACUUCAUGAGCGGGAUGGAGGCAUGGAGUCAAUGGACGCCGCGCUAUCGAUGA